Messenger RNA from Eleginops maclovinus (Patagonian blennie), 5651 nucleotides. RefSeq names its product inhibitor of Bruton agammaglobulinemia tyrosine kinase (gene ibtk). The transcript has 29 exons. Gene Ontology annotation, cellular component: nucleoplasm; cytoplasm. NCBI's taxonomy places the organism in Eukaryota, Metazoa, Chordata, Actinopteri, Perciformes, Eleginopidae. Bases 729 to 4763 code for a protein of 1344 amino acids. The record is from RefSeq and is a predicted model, not a curated record. Gene Ontology annotation, molecular function: protein tyrosine kinase inhibitor activity; protein kinase binding. Gene Ontology annotation, biological process: negative regulation of protein phosphorylation.
UUUUACGUAACCUGCAGGAUUUCAGGCUAUCAGUGCUGUCAGAACUAGCGUCAGUGAUAAAAAACGCACUAUAUUCUAUUAUUUCUAGUAAUGACACAGUGGAUUUACGUCGUUGAUGCAACUUUCUCCAUGUCCUUUUUCUUCUUUAACUAGCGGAAGGUGCACUCUACAAUUAUGGCGUUUUGAAAAGGAAAGUGAGAAUUUUGGGGGGAAAGGAGGCCUUUCCCCUCAAGUUUGAUGGACUGCUGUGAGAGAAAGUCAGAGGGUUGUUGAAGUUGUUGCCUUUUGUAAAUUAUUAAGAGUCUUUAUUUUUGCAAACAUUGAAUUGUACAUUUUUGUAUGAAAAGCACAAGAGGUUUUGUAUUUAUUAUAUUCUCGAUGCCAUUGAAUGCUGCAAGCACCUUAGUUUGUGUUCAACUCUUGGUCGAGAUGGUGGACUGAAACAAGUCACAGGGAGGUUCUGGGGGUCGCUAGGGUGCAGUGGAACCCCAACACAAGCACAAUUCUAGCACUCAAAACCAUCUCCACCUUUCAUUGACACAUCUUUUUUCGUAUAUUUUUUCUUCUCGGAGAGCAGCUAUAGUACAUUAUUUUAGUGACAGUGUUUUUGAUUUGUUACAUCGUAUGGUCUUGUUUUUGAAGUUAUUUUGCUAUUGUGGGUGGUGGGCUCUCAGGGGGACUUUGUUGGACAGUAGAGAGUAGGGUUCACGGCUUUGGUGGUGGUCAGGAUGAGUCUAGCGGUGCAGGACUGCACCCCUAAAUGCCGCUCACAGCAGCAUGCAGACGAGGUGGUUGCGGCUUUGACCGGCGGCUCUGAGGGGCAGCUGAGGGCGUUCUUGAGCUCACACUGCUACAAUGCAGCCACCUUGCGGGAUGCCUUUGGUCGCACUGCCCUGCACCUUGCAUCCUCCCUGGGAAAGAAGAUCCUGCUGGAGUGGCUGCUGGAGAGUAAGAGUGCUGACCCCAUGGCGAAGGAUAAGGAGUCUGGCUGGACGGCUGUGCAUCGCAGCGCCUUCUACGGACAUAUCCACUGUCUCAUAUCUCUGGUCAAGCAUGGAGGACUUCUCUCCACACAGGACAAGGAGGGCCUCUCUGUUCUAGACCUUACAAUGAAGGACCGUCCAGCUCAUGUAGUGUUCAAAAACACCGACCCGACUGAAGUAUACACAUGGGGAAACAAUACUAAUUUCAGUCUGGGCCAUGGUAAUCAGGAGAGCCGGCAGCACCCUGAGCUGGUGGAUGUGUUUGCCCGGACCGGGGUUUACAUUAAGCAGGUGGUCCUGUGUAAGUUCCACUCAGUGUUCCUGUCUCAGAAAGGUCAGGUGUUCACCUGUGGCCACGGGCUGGGGGGACGACUCGGACAUGGAGAUGAACAGACUUACCUGGUUCCUCGCAUGGUGGAGGGUCUGAUGUCCCACCACUGCUCCCAGGUGGCGGCGGCUAAAGACCACACGGUGGUGCUGACAGAAGAAGGCUACAUUUACACGUUUGGCCUCAACUCCUUCCACCAGCUGGGUCUGGCUCCCCCUCCUGCCUCGGCUCAUGUCCCCAAACAGGUGUUCUCCAAGAUGCUGAGAGGCAGGACCGUGAUCGGAGUCGCAGCAGGAAGGUUCCACACGGUGCUGUGGACCAGGGAGGCCGUCUACACAAUGGGACUCAAUGGAGGCCAGCUGGGUUACUUGCUGGAUCCUAACGGGGAGAAGUGUGUGACAGCCCCCCGGCAGGUUUCUGCCCUGCACCACAAGGAUGUCACCAUAGCGAUGGCAGCAGCCUGUGAUGGAGCGACAGUAGUUGUGACUGAGAAGGGCGAUGUCUACCUGUUGGCCGACUACCAGUGCAAGAAAAUGGCUUCCAGGCAGCUGAACAUCAGGAAGGUCCUGGUCAGCGGCGGCUGUCUGGACCACCGCGUGGUUCCUCAGAUCCUGAAUGAGGGAGGAGGAGAGAAGGUGGUCAUCCUGGCGUUAGAUGAAGCUGGAAGGGUGUUCUGCUGGCGGUCCUCUGGCAGCUCGGUGAGACAGUGCCGGUGGGCGUAUGGGCGCCAGGUCUUCAUGUCGGACAUCGCUCUCAGCAAGAACGGCAUGAUGUUUGUGACUCAGGAGGGGGAGGGCUUCAGUGGCGUGUGGGCUGGAGAAUAUAAAAAGUACGAGGAGAAAAAAGAGGGCAGUGUGGAGGUCUGUGGCCACUCUGAUGCCGGGACCUGGUAUGAGAGAAUCCGCCUGGAGAAACUCCCGUAUGUCCACAGAGCCGUCAGCAUCACCAUGGACUCUAAGGGCCGCAACUUUGGAAUACUUCAGUCAGACCCCAAAACAAGCUUGUAUGAGAUUCCCUGCGUCUCUCCGUCCUCCUUCUCCCAACACUUCCGGAGCCUCUUUGACGAGGCGGACGAAAUGGACAGCAUCCACGAUGUGACGCUUCAGGCCGGCGACCGCACCUUCGCCGCCCACAAGUACAUCCUGUCCAUGAGGUCCGAGUUCUUCCGGAAGCUGUUCAUGUCCGAGCACUGCGAGGACGAUGAGGUGCUCGACGGAGAAGUGAGGAAGAGCGAGGAUGCUGUGGGCUGCGAUCUUAUCCUUUUGGAGAAGAUCCCAGCGGACAUGCUGGAGUACGUCCUGCACUUCAUCUACAUGGACUCCUGUGAGCUGAUGGUGCACGGGGCCCGGCCGAGGGUCUCCGGGUUCCUGACGGGACAAAAGCAGGACUCGGAGCAGGAGAGGCUUAUCAGCAGCCUGCAGGACCUGAGCCUGAGAGGUCGCUCCGCUCUCGACGUGUACUGCUCCCUCCCCCCCACCACCAAUGGAGACGUAGACAAGGCCAAGAGCAAGUCGGCCAAGCCUGGCAAGAAGGGGAAAGGUGGCAAAGGAGACAAGGUCGGAGCCAACGAGGGAGGGGCCAACCCGGUGAAAACCUUACAGGGCGUUGCGAAAAAGCUGGGCCUGGGUAGCCUUUCUGCACGACUGGAUGGAGUCAAGUACGAAAGUGGAAAGAUCAAUGUUACCAAGAAGAAAACCGCCAACAAACCCAAAUUCUACCAGAAAAAGUGCUCCUAUCUCUGUGAUGUCACUCUGAAAUCUGAAGAUGGUAAAGAGUUUCCAUGCCACAAAAGUGUCCUCUGUGCGAGACUAGAAUACUUCAACAGUAUGCUUGGAAACCCCUGGAUUGAGGCCACAUCCUGCACAGCACUGGAGUUGCCUACCAGCUCUGAGAUUCUGCAGGUCAUUCUCGAGUAUAUCUACACGGACGAGUCUCCGACCAUUAAAGAGGGUUUGAAUGUAGAGUUUGUCUGCAAUGUGCUGGUUGUGGCCGACCAGCUGCUCAUCACACGACUGAAGGAGAUGUGCGAGGUCGUCAUCACGGAGAACUUGACCCUAAAGAACGGGGCAGAGCUUCUGGAGUUUGCCACCAUGUACAACGCAGAGCAGCUCAAGCUCUCCUGCCUUCAGUUCAUCGUGCUCAACAUGGCUGCCCUGCUGGAGUCACGAGCUCUGGAUAUUCUUAGUGAUGAAGUGCUCGUGGAGCUUUCUGCAGCCUACAGGAGGAUGAUCCCAGCCAUGGAAAGGAGGAUUAUCACUCCAUAUCCUGACGCCCCAGAUCUCAGUGUGUAUGAGGAUGAGGAUUUGGACUCAGCAUUUAGCCCCAAACCAGAAGCAGAACUAGAUCACUCGUGCAGGGAAAUCCUGUUAAAGAAAGCCAAGAUUAAGGCUAAAAAGAAACCAAGGAGACGCUCUGACAGCUCCGGAGGCUACACCCUGUCUGAUAUCAUCCACAGCCCCCCCGCUGCAGUGGUUUCCCCGUGCCUGGUGAAGUCAGGCAGGGCCAACUCCACAGAGUCCCUGCAGGAGAUGCUCACAUCCGACUCGGAGGGGAGCUACGUGGGGGUGGGCAGCCCCCGAGAAAUUCAGUCACCAGUCUUCCGGGACAGAACUGAGGAUGAUAAGGCUCUCAGGCUAAAGACCCCACCCAGCACCCCUACCUCCUUAAGGGACAGCCUCUUAACCCCCCCACCCUCUGCUCCACAAACCAUCCCUAAGGUCCUUCCAUGUCCCACUCGUCCGGCCCCGGUCUUGGAUCUGAGAACCAUCAUGGACAUGCAGGCCAAUUCUGUGCAGCCAUUAGGAGCAACCCCGAAAAGCCCUGGAAGCAGCAGCGUGAGCUCCAGCCUUAAGCACUCUCCUGUUCCCGCUAAACUGUCCCAGAAGCAGAGGAAGAUGUUAGCCAUGGCCAACAAAGAGGCCAGUGUGGAGCCCACUGCAUCCAAACCCAACCCCACAGUCACCCCCUCCAAGAGCAGUGUGAAGGCCUGGGCAACAACAGUCCAGUCCCCGCCCUCCUCGUGCUCAUUUCGAGCGUUGCUGGAGGAAGAGGAGAACCGCUUGGUCAGAGUGGGUCAAACAGGAGCCAUGGGAGGCCAAGGGGCCCCUGUGUCCCCCGUCACCACUGCUCCUACUGCAACCAGGAGAGUCUCGUUCAAAUGUGCUGACAGCAGUGAGCUGGAGCGUCCCACGCGGCCCUGGGUGCUCGGAGCAGUGGGCAGCCCCCCCAUCUCCUCCCUGGUGACCUUUGCCACCAUCGUGGAAGAGGAGAAGGAGCAGGAAGCCGCGCUGAUCCGCAGCCGGGAGAAGCCGCUGGCGCUUAUCCAGAUUGAAGAGCGGGCAAUCCAAGACCUUUUGUUCCACUAUAAAGCGCGUGACAACCCUGACGAGCUGAUAGUGGUGGAGAGGUCUUCCAGAGGUCCCAUGGCAAUCCCGACCUGGAACAAACACUGAUGUUUAACAGCACAGCCGCUACAUACCGAGGAAGUGAGAACAUCCCCUGCAGUUUUCACAGAUUCCUCCUCAGAUCCAUCGCUCCGUGUUGCACCUCAAACUCCAGCCCAGUGUAGCGAUUGGUCUGAUGCAGAUUUCUGCUUGUGUCCGCAGUUAGAGUUCCUUUUUUUGCUGCUCAAGAUUUCUUUGCAUGAAUGAGAGAGAAUGUUUUUCCUAACUGAAUGUUGUCCCAAAGAUAUGUUUUUGGACUUCAUGCAUGUUGUUUUUUCUUUCUUUUUUGAGGUUCUUUACUUGGCAACCAAUGAUAACAUUAGAAAAACUUCCCCAAGUAAAUAUGUGAAGUUAAAGUUGCCAAAGAAAAGAAAAGAAAAUGGAGAUGCUCAAGCCAUGAAAUGGGACCAAGCUUGAGAGCGUUGUGUGUCGAAUCAUUAACAGCUCUCUAUGUGUUUGAGAGUACCAAUGAUCAGCCAUGGCAGAGCAUAUUUAUACCAAGGCAGUGUGUUUAGUUUCUUUAAAUAGUUCUGUUUUGUUUUUACUUCAGCGGUAUUGCAGUGACAUGCUAAUCUUGCUGCACCUGGUAAAACACAUCAUGUGAUGCAGUUAUAUUGAAUAGGGAUUGUGUGAAACUGGCUCUUUAGCCUUUGAACUUAUCACUAGUUUGCUCUACAGAAGGUGGUGUGCCUUUUUAUCAAAUACAAAAAUAAUAAUACAGCAGCUAAUAUACCAUCAAUGUCUCCCUCUUCAAUAAUUUAGCUGUUUCUUUUCUCCAGCUGGGUAGGUACAUCUGAUCCGCAUCAUGUAAUCUCGUCUUCAGAUGCCAUUUGUGUGAGAGACAUAAGGACGAGAAGAGAAAAUGGCAUGUAAUAAAAUAACUCAACUGUGCAAUGA